Messenger RNA from Recurvomyces mirabilis, 1863 nucleotides. Its product is annotated as UV-damaged DNA-binding protein rad7. The record is from RefSeq and is a predicted model, not a curated record. Gene Ontology annotation, biological process: SCF-dependent proteasomal ubiquitin-dependent protein catabolic process. The transcript has a single exon. NCBI's taxonomy places the organism in Eukaryota, Fungi, Ascomycota, Dothideomycetes, Mycosphaerellales, Teratosphaeriaceae. Gene Ontology annotation, cellular component: SCF ubiquitin ligase complex. Bases 1 to 1863 code for a protein of 620 amino acids.
AUGUCCGGAAGACGUGGUGGCAACACCAUCCGCGGCCCCCGAAGUGCUCUCACAGACUUCCUUGCCGCCAACAACAUCUCAGCACAGCAAAUCCGUGACGACUACCAACGAAGACGACAGGAAGGGGAGGAAGAUGCAGGCGAAGGCGCCUCAGCUCAAGCUCCACAGCAAGACGAUGAUGAGGCAUUAGCGGUGGCGGCUCAAGCUGAGGAGGACGAGAAGCAAACCAAGAAGCGCAAGCGCAAUGAGAAAGAUGCCAUAGACAAGAUCAAGAAGGCUAAAGCUUCCAAGGGCGGUAAAGGCAAGAAAAAGGCGAAGAGAGGCGAUCCGGACCUGGACGAUGACGACGGCGAGGAGUACGAGGACGAAUUCAACAAAAAGGCACGACCUGCACCUGGACAAUUCGAGCACUGCGAGGUAUGCAGCAAGCGAUUCACCGUCACGCCGUACAGCAAGGAGGGGUCGGACGGCGGUCUGCUAUGUACGCCAUGCGGUAAGGAGUUCACGAAAGAUUUGAAGAAAGAGCAGAAGGCGGCACAGAAACAGCCUGUGAGUCGCAAGAGACGCAAGAUGGAGAGUGAGAAGCUGGACGGCGUCGCUGCCGGCGGUGCAAAGUCGCUAGUUCAGCUAUGCAUCAAUCGUAUCGCACAACACCACGAUGACGUGGAAGAGCUCGGUGAUCUCCCUGAGAAUUUGCUCGACCGUCUUAGCGCCAUCUUCUCCAAGAAGCGUGUGAUGAAGUCAAAGACUCUACCUCUCUUCUUACGACCUGAUCUGGAUGCGGUCAUCGUGCAUGAUGCUGCAUACUUGGAGGAAGAAGACUACCAACAAAUAUUUGCAGUCUGUCCGAAUAUGCGGAAGCUUGCUCUAAGCAAUACCUGCCAGUUCAAGGAUGCUUCCGUGGACUACAUGCUUGAGCGCUGCCACAACCUGCAACAUAUACAGCUCUAUGCUGCCAAUCUGGUGACAGAAGAGAUGUGGCAUAGACUGUUCCAGGAAGCUGGCAGUAAGCUACACACAAUCAAGCUGAAGUGGCUUGAUGCCGCUUUCGAGGAUGAUGUCGUUGCGGAAAUGGCUGAAUGCUGUCCCGACCUCGAACGUCUGAAGCUCAAGCUCUGUCGUCGCCUUGGCGAGCCCGCGGUCGAACACAUCGCCACCAUGAAGAACCUCAAACACCUCUCCCUCCAAAUCGGCAACAGCGUUUCAAACGACACUCUCAUCGACCUUGUUACCAAACGCGGCAGCAAGCUCAGCACACUCUCACUCGACAAGUUUAUCGACGCCGACAACGAAGUCCUCCAAGCCAUCCACGACAACUGCAAACGCCUAAGCAAACUCCGCUUCUCAGAAAACGACACAGUAAGCGACGCAGGUUUCGCCGCUCUCUUCACAAACUGGUCGAACCCGCCUCUCACCUUCGUCGAUGUCAAUUCGACCCGCGAUGUAGACAAUAACAAUCCUACUGGUCCGGAAGAAGUCAUCGGCGUUGGAUCCUCGGGCUUCAAAGCGCUGAUGGCACACUCCGGCCCCGCGCUCAAACACCUCGAUGUGGCAUCCUGCCGCUUCAUCGAGCUCUCGGCUUUCAUUGAUGUCUUCAAUGGUGCGCAGACGUAUCCGGCGCUGGAAUACAUCAAUAUCAGUUUCUGCAACAAAGUCGAUACGAGUGUGACUGCGGGUAUUUUCAAAAGUUGUCCGUCACUUAAGCAGCUCGUGGCGUUCGGGUGCUUUGAUGUGCAGGAUGUUGUUGUGCCGCGCAGCAUUGCGCUUAUUGGUGUACCGAGGGCACAGGAUGCGAUUGAGCAGUUUGGUGUUGGUAUUGGUGUUGAGGAGGCGAUCGGGAGGAUGGUCGAGGUUGGUGCUUGA